GACCAUGCAUGGGUGCACCAGACCACUAGGCACUGACACUCACAUACAUUCUCCAGCUGCAUACUUCACACUGUACUCAGCGCGUGCCAUGGCAACCUGCAGGAGCCUUCUCAUGGUCCCGGUCACUCUCUGCUGCUUCCUCCUCGUGCUCCCAGCGCAGAGCAAGGAGAACCUUGCCGUCGUCAUCUUCUACGGCACAGCCCGAUGCAAGAGCAACCCCUCCAAGAUCAUCAGCAAUGCAACCCUGCAUGUGACCAUCAAUGGCACCACCCUCGCCACCGGCAAAACGACGAGCAUGGGCCGGUUCUUGAUGGCGGCGAGGGUGACCUCAAAAGAUCAGCUCAGCUCCCUGGUGAGCAAAAAGGCGGUCAUCACCGCUCCUCGACAGGCGUGCGGCAUGCCUGCAGCGUCCGUCGCUGCGAGGAAGCUGGCUGCACAGGCGGACCUGAAUGGCCACAGGAUUCUCGCCGACAAUUCUGGCGACUUGGUUGAUGAUGAUGAUAUCCGGGAGAUAAUUGAUCUGGUCGUUGACGACCUCAACAACUUCCUGGGCAUACCCAAUUGAGAGGAAUAUUUAAGGCAUUAUUUGGAUAAAUCAAUCUUAAUACACAUAGAUUGAGAUGGCGAAUAAACACUGCUGCAGAAUGAGUUAUCCUAGAUGGCACUAUCACCAACGAUUUUAGGUAAACCGGCUGUAAUAUGUAUCAUCGUCGGUUCUAAAACAAAUGGUGUUGUGGGAUAUCAGAACCGGCAGUGAAAAAAGCCAUCACCGCCGGUUCCAAUCAUAAACCGGCAGUGAAACCGCCGGCUCUUAUAAAAUUCCGUCGGUGAAACGGUCUGACCGGACCCAAAA
Messenger RNA from Setaria italica (foxtail millet), 853 nucleotides. RefSeq lists its product as uncharacterized. The record is from RefSeq and is a predicted model, not a curated record. The coding region runs from base 5 to 565 and encodes 186 amino acids. NCBI's taxonomy places the organism in Eukaryota, Viridiplantae, Streptophyta, Magnoliopsida, Poales, Poaceae. The transcript has 2 exons.